CAACGUCGUGACUCCUGCAGCUGCUCAGACUCUUGACGAUGCCGCUGCUCUCUCGCACGGUGCUCUCACUCCUGACAUUCAGACUGCUAUGGGAAUGAACGGCAUGCAGCCUCAGAAUAAUGCUGGAACUGUAGGCAAUCUGCAUCAUACACCCACCACUCUGACUCCAUCUUUACAACAUCCUUUCUGGCCCCAAGUUGUCAAUAUCAAUGGUAUGUUGUACGCUGUUCAUGCUGCUUCCAGCUACCCACAUAUCCCGAUAAAAACUACGCCCAUUCUACAAAGCUCUCAGGACUCGGUCAAUCCCACUGUCGUGGUUGAGCCACCGCUCAAUCCUGCAACCCAUAUCGAGGCUCUGCAACAAGAGGGUGAACAGUUACUGGAACACAUUCCACAAGGACAGGCACACGGAAACAUACCGCCUCAGCCCCCUGCUGCUGAUCCAGAACUACGCAAUGACCAUAACCAGAAUGCAUUUUUUUUAAUUGCAAAACUAGCAGUGCUUUUGUUCAUGUUUUGUCAGAAUGCAAGCAUCACUCGAAUCGUCGUCCUUCAUCUUGCUGCCCUUCUUGUAUUUGUGGGUCAAAUGGGUUAUAUCCAGGUUCCUUCCUGGAAGCCUCUAGACCAGGCUCAGGAGCCUCUCAACCCCUCUAAUUCUGACGCUACUCAGCUUUCUGGUCUGUCUGCUGCCACUGAGCCCCCUGCUUUUCAUCAUCAGUUACUAGACAUUGUUUCUGCUUUUUUGGUAUCUUUGAUCCCUGACCACGACAGAGUCCCCGAAGACAAUGCUGCUAAUCCGUUCCGGGCAAUGUAAAUAUGCUCUUCGAUCCAUUCCAUCACUCAUAUCCUGCCAUCCGUAAAGUGUUGCACCAAGUGUUGGUUCACUCAUGCUUAUCUCAGUCGAAAGCUUAUUUCCUGCUAUGCCGUUGGGCUCUUUGAUCGGCUUGGUGUCUGUUGACACUAAACAAAUCGUUAUAGAUGGCUUACACCACUUUUUCAAUUGAUAUGGCAAUAAAUGCAUCUUAUAAACACUG
Molecule: messenger RNA, 1034 nt
Organism: Batrachochytrium dendrobatidis JAM81
Lineage: Eukaryota; Fungi; Chytridiomycota; Chytridiomycetes; Rhizophydiales
Exons: 1
Coding region: 89-814 (241 amino acids)
Source: RefSeq, a predicted model, not a curated record